Messenger RNA from Miscanthus lutarioriparius, 1476 nucleotides. NCBI's taxonomy places the organism in Eukaryota, Viridiplantae, Streptophyta, Magnoliopsida, Poales, Poaceae. The record is from the annotation of a GenBank genome assembly.
AUGAAAAUGUCCGCUUCCGCUGCGGCCGCCUCCCCCGCCCUCCGCUUCCCCUCCGCCACUCCACCACUAGCUCCUCUCCGCCGACCGCUCCGACGGCGGCUCCCGUCCGUUCGGUGCUCCCUCGCCGCCGCCCCCGGUGUCCGGGCGCCACCGGAGCUCGUCGACUCCAUCCUCUCCAAGGUGAAGGGAACUGACAGAGGAGUGCUGCUGCCUAAAGAUGGGCACCAGGAAGUGGCUGAUGUCACGCUGCAGCUGGGGAAGUACUGCAUAGACGAACCCGUCAAGUCCCCGCUUAUAUUUGGAGAAUGGGAGGUCGUGUACUGCUCGGUGCCAACCUCGCCAGGAGGGCUUUACCGGACGCCUCUCGGCCGCCUGAUAUUCAAAACUGAUGAGAUGGUUCAGGUGGUGGAAGCACCUGACAUAGUGAGGAACAAGGUGUCUUUCUCCGUCUUUGGCCUAGAGGGUGCAGUAUCAUUGAAAGGUAAGCUGAAUGUGUUGGACAGUAAAUGGAUUCAGGUCAUAUUUGAAGCCCCGGAAUUGAAGGUCGCUCGCUCGCUCAUCUUCCGCACUGAGACGGUGUCGAGACGCCAGCGGAUGCGCCCCGCGACCUCCAGUGACUCUGCCAGUCCCCCUCCCUUCCGUCUCCGCGAUGGGAGUGGGAGUCUUUCCGUGGCGGUGCAUAUGCGGGCCCAAGCAAUCCUUCAGCAAGAGUCGAAGCGCGUCCGCGUCCGCCCCUUCACCUCUUGGCAAGAGAUCCAAAUACUCGGGACAAUCUAUGAAAGCAAUGCCCAUGCGUUUGUUAACGGUUGGAAAGAAGAGGUCUCGGGGACACAACUCCUUGUUGAAGAAUACAAGGAGAAGCUCGGUUACUAUUGCGAUUUCGAGGACACACUUAUCAGGUCUAACCCAAAACUUACAAGUGAUGUAAAGGUGCAAGUUGAAGCAGAAGACGCGGCUAUGAUGCAGCAACUCAAGUCUGAUGAUUUUGUGGUUGUGUUGGAUGAAAAUGGGAAGGAUGCCAUAUCCGAACAGAUAGCUGAUCUGAUUGGGGAUGCUGGCAACACAGGAUCAUCAAGGCUCACAUUUUGUAUUGGUGGACCAUAUGGUCUUGGGGUACAAGUGCGAGAGCGUGCGGAUGCAACAAUUAGGCUGUCCUCACUAGUUUUGAACCAUCAAGUUGCUUUGAUAGUUCUAAUGGAGCAGCUCUACAGGACUUGGGAAAUGGAAGAGUCUGCAUGCAUGAAUUUACAGCUUCCAGCACACAGCAUGGACACUGUAAACAAGAUGAAAUUCUGCUGGGUGCUUUACUGGUUGCUGGGCGGCUAUGAGCGGCUGCGUGCUUCAAGCUGUAAGCAAGAAAGACCUCGUGCAGCUUUUACCAAGGAAUAUAAGCUAACUGCAACUAAAGUUCUGCAAAAAAGAACGGCACACCUGAACAUUCUGCCAAGAGAAUGGCUGAGAUCAUGCAUGUCAUAA